Messenger RNA from Magnusiomyces paraingens, 222 nucleotides. RefSeq lists its product as uncharacterized. The transcript has 3 exons. The record is from RefSeq and is a predicted model, not a curated record. Gene Ontology annotation, cellular component: cytoplasm. Lineage: Eukaryota; Fungi; Ascomycota; Dipodascomycetes; Dipodascales; Dipodascaceae. Bases 1 to 222 code for a protein of 73 amino acids.
AUGGGCACUAUUGGAAAGAUUGUCCAUCUCUCUGUUGACCUGGUACUUGUGUCUGCUGUUAUGGCAGGUGUCAAGCGGUCAACUGGUUUAACACUUAAAACUGGAGAAGUUGAAAAUAAGGACGCCAAAAACCUACUGGAAAAGUAUUUAGAUGUUGGCGAAUGGGUCUUUGAUACCAGCGUCUCAUUUAUGAGUACCUCGGGGUAUUUUGAGAGAAAGUGA